Messenger RNA from Aspergillus steynii IBT 23096, 915 nucleotides. RefSeq lists its product as uncharacterized. NCBI's taxonomy places the organism in Eukaryota, Fungi, Ascomycota, Eurotiomycetes, Eurotiales, Aspergillaceae. Bases 1 to 915 code for a protein of 304 amino acids. The transcript has a single exon. The record is from RefSeq and is a predicted model, not a curated record.
AUGUCGUCAACCCCCAUCCCCAGCAACUUCUACGACACCAAAUACCUCGCCGAAUACUACGACCUCUGGACCGCAUCGCAUCUCCCCCCCGUCGACCUACACAGCGACGCCCCAACCUACCUCACAGCCCUGAGAGAAGCCCUCCAAGACCGACCCUCCUCGCCAUUCACCAUCCUCGACAUCGGCACCGGCACCGGCCGCGUACUCAUCAACCUCGCCAACGACGCCGUAUCCCACCGCCUCGAUGUCUCGCACAUCACACUCCUCGGCGUCGACAAGGAGUCUGCGAUGAUCGACCGCGCAAAAGCCGUCCAGACCCAAACACCUGCUUUCAGGAACUUCCGCUCCGUCGCUUGGUCCACUGGCGAAGCUGCCUCGAUAUCCACUCUGCCCAUGCUAGCUCCUCAUCUUGGACAAAUCGAUCUCCUCCUCUUCGCGGUGGGAAGUAUCAGCCACCUGACGGGGCCUGACGAGCCCGCGGAGUUCUUCACACAGGUCGCGCAGCUCCUGAGGCCUGGCUCUGGGCGCGCGUACAUCCCCAUCCAGGCGGACUUGAUUGUCUCGGAGAGCGCAGACACGCAGGACGGGUUCACGCUGAGGGGGGAUACAUGGGCGGAGGUUCGGGAGGCCGAGACGUUCAGCAGUCAGUUGUAUGAGGGGGUGGUGUAUAAGCAGUUUCCAGUGCACAGCUCGAGGGUCGAAGGGGCGGUGAAGUACGAUAAGUAUGAGUUUGAAGUUGUGAAGAGCGCGGAGGGCGAGGAGAGGGUGAUCGAGCGGAAUCAGAUCGAGAUCUCGUUGAGGAUUUGGCAGCGGGGGAAGCUGCUGGAGUGGGCGAGGCAGGCAGGGUUGGAGUGUGUGAGGACGUUUGAGAGUUCGCAUGAGGAGUAUUUUGUCUUUAAGAGGUUGGAGGAUUAG